Molecule: messenger RNA, 1263 nt
Organism: Coffea eugenioides
Lineage: Eukaryota; Viridiplantae; Streptophyta; Magnoliopsida; Gentianales; Rubiaceae
Product: 50S ribosomal protein L6, chloroplastic
Exons: 4
Coding region: 367-1047 (226 amino acids)
Biological process (GO): translation
Cellular component (GO): ribosome
Molecular function (GO): rRNA binding; structural constituent of ribosome
Source: RefSeq, a predicted model, not a curated record
CCUUAUCCGUCCCGUCCCUUCCCUUCCCUAUCAAGUGCUUCAUCAAAUUCAUUACUAGCACACCCAUCACCACACACAACACGACUCCACUCCCUCGCUCCCUCUCACUCCACUUUCCAUUAGCAUCCUUCGCAUUCUGCUUCCCGAUUAUCCUUUCCAAACCGAAAAGAAAAGAAAAGCAAUUUACUCGAAAAAAGAAAUAGGGAACAGCCGGAACAGGAGGAGAGGACGCUAUUUUCGUCGCUGCCCGAUAGUCAUCACCCAAAACGCAUUACUGUAAAGCUCCAUUUUAUGCACGAAAGUACCCUUGUGAGUUGAGCUACAACAAGAGCAACAGCAGCAAACAUUCCCCUGUCCAGUCAACAGAUGGCUACGUCACUUGGUGCUUCCUCACCAAACUGCAAUUUGAAAUCUCCAUUCACUGGAAUGCGUGUACCCCGUAUUGCUGUUGUGGGUUAUCAACAUGCUAAGUUUGUGACAAGGAGGACAAUUGUGGAAUGCAAAGACUCAAGAAUUGGAAAGCAGCUGAUUGAAGUACCUUCAAAUGUUACCUUAACAGUUGAUGGCCAAGAUUUGAAAGUCAAGGGUCCUCUUGGGGAGCUUGCUCUUACUUAUCCGAAAGAGAUAUUGCUCCAGAGGGAUGACUCUGGUCUUAGAGUCAGAAAGUCAAUAGAGACUAGAAGAGCCAAUCAAAUGCAUGGUUUAUUCAGGACUCUUACUAACAACAUGGUGGUAGGUGUGUCAAAAGGAUUUGAGAAAAGGCUUCAAUUGGUAGGUGUGGGUUAUCGUGCAACAAUUGAAGGAAAAGAUAUAGUACUUAGUCUUGGAUUCUCUCAUCCAGUCAGGAUGACAAUCCCGGAUGGCCUGCAAGUGAAAGUUGAAGAUAAUACCAGAAUUAUUGUUGGUGGUUUUGACAAAUCUGCUAUUGGUCAAUUUGCUGCUUCAAUUAGGAAAUGGAGGCCGCCAGAGCCAUAUAAAGGUAAGGGUGUAAAAUAUGCUGACGAGGUAAUAAGAAGGAAGGAAGGUAAAGCAGGGAAGAAAAAGUGAUAAAUUGUAUCAUUUGACUCAUUGCUUCUUUUUUUUUUUUUUUGUGUGUAAAUGGGAGAAGUCGAACCCAAGGCCGUAUCAUUUGCCCCAAUGCUUACAAUUGUUUGCAGGUAGAUCCAUUUUGCAGCGCUAGUUCUAAAUCGCAAUUCAGAUAUUCAGUUAGUUAAGUUUUCCUCUGUAAUUGAGUGCGGCAGUAAACCCUACUAUGGUGUUCAA